Xyrauchen texanus (razorback sucker) is the source of this 6864-nucleotide messenger RNA. It is a transcript of the gene leng8, whose product is annotated as leukocyte receptor cluster (LRC) member 8. The coding region runs from base 226 to 2739 and encodes 837 amino acids. Gene Ontology annotation, cellular component: nucleus. Lineage: Eukaryota; Metazoa; Chordata; Actinopteri; Cypriniformes; Catostomidae. The record is from RefSeq and is a predicted model, not a curated record. The transcript has 15 exons.
CUUCAGCCAUUUUGUAUGUGUUGACAUUCACCCGUUGAAUUUGAAGAAAUCGCUGAAAUGGGCGCCGAUAUCUUUAAAUAAUCUCGAACUCGAUUUCUUUCACGUUUUUCGGUAGAAACCAUUGCGGUGUAACUCUUUUAAGCGAUUUACUACAGAAUAUCCUACAUUUAAUUGUUAGUAUUAUUUCAGUCUACUCAGGCCUGCGCAUAAUUUGAGGACGAGCUAAUGGCGGCGAACGCGACACAGCAAGCCGCGACACCGAGCUGGCCGUAUGGUAGUAAUUCAGGUGGAGAGGGCCAAGUCCAUGAGAACCCAGAAUGGGAAAAGGCCAGACAGGCCCUAGCUUCCAUCAGUAAAAAUCAGAACACUUCCAAGACUUCACCAACCGAUCGCACCACCCAACCGACUGGCCAGUAUCAGACAACAGUUACAGACUCCUCUGCAAUGCCACAACAACAACAGCAGUACUAUCAACAGUGGUAUCAACAGAACCAGCAACAGUAUGCUGGUUACCCAUAUCCCUAUAACUACUACUAUCCCAUUUCUCCGUACGGAGGAGCAUAUCCUCCAGGACAGUAUGGUGUUCCAGGGGCAUACCAGACACCCAAAACCCCCACUGGACAGCCCUCUGUCAUGCCUAUGAUGGAAGAUCAGUCCUCCAGUUAUCCUUCCCAACCUCCUCCUCCUGCAACCCCUCAACCUCCACCCCAGAGCCCUACUUCCUCUGACCAGCCUCCACCCCCUCCUCCACCCUCCAUACCUCCCCCACCCAAUGCCCAGUACCCUCCACCUCUGUCCCAGACCCCCUACAGUCCUAACGGAACCCUGCCAUACAGCCCCACUGAUUCAAACCCCAUGCGAGGCUACAAUCAAGGGCCGAUUCGGCCAGGAUACCAGGGUUAUCAGGGUCCUGGAUAUCAGUCCCUUCAGCAGCAGGGUUCAGCACAAGGCCCAUAUGGCGGACCAGGCAGAGUGGAUGCUAAGAAACCUAACAAUAUGAACAAAGGUGGCCAACAGCUGUGGCAACGCAUGACGCAGGCUCCUGGAACUGGUUCCGUCAAAUUUAAUAUACAAAAGCGUCCAUAUGUCAUGGCCAGUCAAAACUUCCCUCCAGGUGAACAGCCCCCGGGACUGUCUUCCACUGCUGCUGACCCCACAUCGUCUGGGUCUGCAGUUGUAACAUCUACCACUUCAGCAGGAAGUGCCCAGACUCGGCCUCAGGACUGGCCACAAGCAAUGAAAGAGUAUGUGCAGCGCUGUUUUACAGCCUGUGAAUCUGAAGAGGAUAAGGAUUGUACAGAAAAAGUGCUGAAAGACAUUCUGCAGUCCAGACUACAGGAUGGCUCUGCUUACACUAUUGACUGGACUAGAGAACCACUGCCAGAUCUGAAGCCAAAGCAGUCUCGCUGGGAACUUGUUGCUCAACGAUCUCAGGACAGUGGUUUGGGGAGAGGUGGAGCCACUCGAGGCAGGGGUGGAGCCAGGCUGGGUAACUAUAGGAAUGUCUUUUCUCAAAGAAGCCCCUCCUCCAGCUCCUCCCACUCAUCCUCAUCACGAUCCCCCUCACCUCACAGUCGCAACAGAGGCAGGAGUAGACAUAACCGCAGUGACUCUGGCUCCCAAACAGACAGCAGCAUGUCAAGUGAUCUUCGUAUUCCCUUGUCCCGGCGGCAGCAAAAGGCUGGCCGAGGCCGUGGGGCAGAUAGGGAGCGAGGAAGAGGAGUUGCUGGAGAGAGAGGCAGAGGAAGGGGCAAAGCAAACAGAGGGCGGAGGAAUAUGGACGAUCCAAGCAGUGGUAUUGGGAAAAAGCGAAAAGGCGGUAAUGCAGGUCUGGACUUUCAUGACCCAAAUCGCGAAGCCAAGAAGCAGAGCAGAGCUGCACGCUUCCACACAAAGCUACGCACUGAGCCCCUUGUAUUAAACAUCAACGUCUUUGACCUGCCCAAUGGCUCCCAGGAAGGACUCAGUUGGGAUGACUGCCCUAUUGUCGGCACCUGCCAGGACAUCACCAAAAACUACUUGCGCCUCACCUGUGCCCCCGACCCAGCAACUGUCAGACCUGUACCUGUGUUGCGGAAGUCUCUGACUGCAGUUAAAACUCAUUGGAAAACAAAACAGGAUUACUUGUAUGCAUGUGAACAAAUGAAAUCAAUACGACAGGACCUCACUGUUCAAGGUGUGCGUACAGACUUCACAGUGGAGGUCUAUGAGACGCAUGCUCGUAUCGCUCUAGAAAAGGGAGAUCAUGAAGAGUUCAACCAAUGCCAGACCCAGCUGAAGGCCUUGUAUAAGGACUGCCCAUCAGACAAUGUUGGAGAAUUCACUGCCUACAGGCUUAUAUACUUCAUCUUUACUAAGAACUCUGGAGACCUUACAACUGAGCUUGUGUACCUGACUCCUGAGCUUCGUGCUGAUCCAUGUGUAGCUCAUGCUCUUGAGCUCCGUACAGCCUGGGCGCUUGGAAACUUCCACCGGUUCUUCAAACUGUAUCGUCAAGCUCCGCGUAUGACUUCUUACCUUAUUGACAAGUUUGCGGAGCGUGAAAGGAAUUUGGCGCUGAGGGCCAUUCUUAAAACGUUCAGGCCCUCUGUGUCGGUGGAGUAUGUGCAGUCCAGCUUGGCAUUCCCAGAUUUAGACUCAUGUUUAGAAUUUCUAACUGGGCUUGGGGUUACAUUCAUCCCCUCUGACCCUAGUAAAAUAGAUUGUAAAGUCAGCUCAGCUUGUCUGUCCACCUCUUAGUAUCAGGAAAGUGGGAGGGCAAGGGAAUUUUCACUUAUAGAGCUUACAAGUCCACAGACUGGAAGGGACCAGAUAUUUGAAUAAUAGACACACGCGCAUGCACACACUUAGUCUAUAGCUUAUAUUUAUAAGAGAUCUCUGAUAUUUCUAACUCUUGUAGAGUGAAAGACAUUCUGAUUGAGACAAGCAGUUAAUAGAUCCAUAUACAGUUACUUAGGUGCCAAUUCAUGACCCAUUAUAGCCUGUUCACACAGCCCAUUUAGUGAAGUAUUUGGCAACAAGGACUUAAGGGGCAGAAUUAGUUUGCAGUUUGUCUUAUCAACAUGGAGGAAAGAUCAGAUGGGGUCAGCUCAGCAGUCAGAGAGUUUCAGACAGCUGAAAGAAAAGACUUAGUCUCCCGCACCACAGACCUCAGAAUUUUCAAGCUAACAGUGUUCUGUGUUCUCAUGUUUCUCUCCUUUCAAGCAAACAGCCACAAAGCUCAAGACCUGAAAACAACAGCAAUAAGGGAAAGGUUGAAUAUAAUUUGAGCCACUUUACACCGACAACAUACCAUCUGAUUAGGUCUAUGAGAAGACAAAGGCUACUGCUGCAGGACGUCUUUUCCAGAACAACCCAAGUUCACAUUGUCAUCUUUAAUGGACAUUGCCAAGUGAGCUGCCUGGCAAUCCUGUGAUUUGCAAGAAGAGGAUGGUUUGUAUGCCCUGUCUUUUUCUUUGCCUGAGAUGUCUACAGUAAGUCAGUGGAGUUGGAGGUACUCCGUUAGCUCCUGCAUCACUUCAGCUCUGAUAUCUUCAUGCCAGUAUAGCCCAAAAGAUUCGGACUGAGAUAUGUAACAAGAUGAUCACCUCCAGAAAUGCUGAUAGGCCUCCUUCCACACCAUCACUUGUCUCCCCUCUUACACAGUCUCUAUUCGCCCUACUACAAAUGAUAUGGCAUCUCAAAACUCAAGAAGCUGGGCUUCGAUAGUUAUAUUGCCCUUGUUUUCUCAACACACAGAGAGCACAGCUCAAUGAAAUGGCUGCAGCCAAUCAGUGACUCACAGCCUUAGAAAAUGUUCUCCUUUCCAGCUGUGAUCUGAAUCUGCUCAACCGUUUUAAAGUCAUCCUGGUCCAUAUAUGGCAUGCUUACACCACCGAGUUUAACCACCAGCAGCUUUUCACUGGAGAGUGUCCUCUCAUGCACCACCCAACAUAGAUGUCCCAACAUGCAAUCACCCUGACCAAGUUCAGUCGUUCUGCAGUAAAAGCAAGAUGGCUGUUGUUUCCUGUGUUCUCUUCAGAUGGUGAUCUCAACUCAGGGCAUUCUUUGUCCUUUUUGGAUUUGGAAACGGAUGGGUUUGUAUGGCUGUGUCCCCCUUUUGCUUUGGGCAACAUCCACUUGAAAGCUUAUAAUGUAUGUGUUGCUGGUAAGAAGGACUGGAAAAAGGAUGCUCAGCUUUUUUGCUGAGGUAUUAUCCAAUGUCAAGCAUUUUGUUCAAUAGUGUUGUUUUUACCCAGCUGACUGGUUGUAAAUUUAGCAUAAUGUGUCAUUGUGAAAUAGGCCCUAUUAUUACUGUUGCACUCCGCCUUCACAAGAUUGAAGAAUUUGUGACACCAAGAGAUCUGUACAAAUGAUUUACAGAGUAAUCUAAUUGAUCUGCGUUUUGAAUGGAUAUUGCUGUGAUGCAGUAGUAAAUCUCAAAGAUUUUUACAGUAUAAUGGCCAUAAUAUUAGACUCUUGCUGAGAGAAGCAUUGAUGGUGUACCAACUCAAAGUCUUAUGCUGAAAAUCUUAUGCUCCAUGGUCUGUAAUAGACUAAAAUCUGUUGCUCGCAUUGCAAACAUGCAAGGACCCUUUUAGCAUUUUUGGUGUUGAAGUAAAUCGAUUUAUUUAAUGUGGUAAUUUAAAAUUCAGCCAGCAUGGAUAGAGCUUGGAACUGAAUUAUGUGUGCUUUAGCAAGAUGGUUUUGCUCAGGGUUGCUAAAAGAUCCAACGAGUCAUUGGUAAAGUGUGUACAUAUGUGAUAAUGUAAAUAAUGUGCAGAGUGAGAUUUAUUUCUCUUUAUAUAGUACUUUUGUUUAUUAGUUAUUGUUUGUUUUACAAUGGUAAGUCAUUUUGAUCCAUACAGAAAUUUUGAUGCCAUUUUUUUAAAGAUUUUAUGUAAUUUCUUGUGUGGUGAGCAUGUGCACACUUUGCAAACAAGUUAAAUUAGUUUGAAAUGUUAAAUUAAUUCUAAAAUUGCUUGGUCCCCUGGACAAAAUAUAAAAUGUGUUGCUCAGGCUGCAUUUAGUAUAUACAAACUCAUAAUGGAGACAGGGAUUUCAUGAAUGAAUAAUAUCCCAAAUCUUUCCCUUGUUGGUCAUAACCAAAAAGCACUGGUCACUGUUUCUGUCACUUUGUUCUUUGUUAUUCUGUUCUCAGCACCUCCCUACCCAUUCUGUUAAUCAAUCUUUAUCUUUUCAGUUGCUGCCUCUUUCCUCCUCUCAGCUUUUUCUUGCUAAAAUCAUGCCUUUUAACAGAACCCUGAUCAUGUCUGUUAUGAGACACCAAAAUGUCCAUACAACAAGUGAAAGAUUUGGUCAAAGGACAAUUUCACACCUUAUGAAAAUUAAGACACAGAUUAUUGUUUGGGCAAAAAUGCAUUGAUCCUUUCUAAUGUAACUUCCCUUAAUUGAUUUGAGGUCAAAUGAAGUUGGGGCAAACGUUAAAGCUUUUCAAACAUAGUUGAGCAAUGUUUUUUGUUCAGUUGUGUUCAUUUUGACUGCUUAAUUUUAUUGGAAUACUUGUAUUUGAUUCUCCCUUGAUUAACCACUUGAUGAUAAAUACUGGUUUACUGUAAAUGACAUUGCCACACUGACUCUGUUCUCUCCUUCUCAACCUUUUCUUCCAACCCCUCCCACCCCCUGUUCUCCUCUCUCCUCCUGCACUCCAUUACCAGAUUCUCUUUUCUUGCAGUCAUGCAAAAAUGGAGCAAAGCAAGAGAUAAAAAGAUGAGGGCAUACUGGAAAAUGGGCAUUGAGACAUCCAGACAUCGGCUUAUUGAGAUUGCUUAUGCCUGUUGUUGUCUGACAAAUCUGUCUUUUUAAGAAAAAUUGAUUUUGAUUUGCAAUGUUGUCUUUUUUGUUUUUUUUUACCACUAAUUUCAAAGCCUUUAUACCAGAGCAUCUUGUCAGCAUAAAUACCAUCUCAAUGUAUAUAGUCCUAUUCAUCUGCUGUAUGUUCAGUUAUGCCAUGUGUCCAUUCUUGUUAAUGCUUGAUUUUUCUCUGCAUUGGUAGCGGAUUUAUUUUCUGCUUUAGAAUAUUUUGUUGCUGUUGGUUAUUGCUGUAUUGGUUAAGUUUAGGCUUUCUGUUUUGUGAUAUGAACUGAAUAUAUUUCUAGUGUUUAACUUUGAUUUAAUAUAAGCAGUAGAAUGGCAUGCUGGACAUUCCUGGACAUACAGAUAGUUACAGCCCUUUUGUGCCCUAAAUACAUUACUUGAUUUUGGCCUUUAAAACCAAUUUAGUGUCCCAAGAAAUAUCAGCCAUCUAAAAUUAAGCCACUAGUUUUUUUUUUGUUUUUUUUAUGUAUCUUUAGCUUUUACUGUUGAACUGUUAUAUUUGAUGUGUAUUGUUUUCACAGCUACAUUACUAACAGCUCCGUCUGUCUCUUCAAAUGUUGCCUGUCCUCUUGAACCCCUAAUUUCUUCUACACUUUCUUAUGCAUCAGGCUCUUUGUUUUUAGUUUUUUUAGUUUUUUCGAUUUAUAAGUGAUGAUCUCUCCUUACUAGAUCAUUUGAACUUCUAGCCAUUUAUUGACUGCUUUUGGUUUCCAUCUAUUCUUUUUCUUCAGCCAUAUAUACCCUCUAUACUUCUUUCUGCCUAUUCCUAUCUCUUUUCUCUGUGUAUUGUGUUCUGUAAUGCAAUGUUGCGAUUGUGGGUUGGUUUACAUGUGGUCAGUGCUUGCCAGUAAGUAUUUCCACAGGACUGUGCUUGCAACUAUUUUCUUUUACAGCUCAUCCUCAAACCCAUGAAGCUAAAUAUCUCGGCCCUGAUUAAAUCUCCAAAUGUUGUACAUUGGAGUUCACAGUGAAUAUACUGCCAUUUGUAGAUGCUGUACAUAAUGUAUUUACUUUCAUAUCUUGAGGAAAAAUAAAGAAUUUAAAUCA